AUGGAAGAGGGUCGUAAGCUGUAUGGGAAUCUCGGGGUAGCUGAUCUCCCCCCCAUAACAGCAGGCAUCCUUCGUGCUAAUUGUCAAAUGGGCACUCAGUACAAAGUGGAGAAGACUGGCAGAAGUUCAUACCAUGUGAGCCGUGACACUGGAGCCAAGGAGGAGCGUGUGGUGGUAUUGGAGGUUGCAAAGCCAGAGGAGGCGCAGUGCACGUGUAAUUACCAGAGGGAUGUACUGUGCGAGCCUAGGAGGCAACCUCGUGAACAUGAGCAACCACAAACUGGGGUGGGGGUGGUGGACGGUAGCGCGACUCACGCGGGGGAUGGUGGUGAGAAUGAAGGUGUUGAGGAACCAACAGAAACUUGCGCCCGGGGGGUGUGGGGUUAUCAAAUCCAACAGCGGCUGAGAGUGGGGGAUGCGGGGAGAGCGGAAGAGUAUCCGAGAGUGGAGGAUUGGGGGAGUGGGAAGGAGGAUACGCGAGCGGGGCAGAGAGGGGAGGAGCAUCAGCGGGUGGGGAAUGGAGGAGAGGAGCAGCCGAGAGUGGGGCGGGGAGGGCAGGAGCAGAGAGUGGGGCGGGGAGGGCAGGAGCAGAGAGUGGGGCGGGGAGGGCAGGAGCAGAGAGUGGGGCAUGGAGGGCAGGAGCAGAGAGUGGGGCAUGGAGGGCAGGAGCAGAGAGUGGGGCAUGGAGGGCAGGAGCAGCCGAGAUCGGGACAGGGAGGGGAGCAGCCGAGAUCGGGACAGGGAGGGGAGCAGCCGAGAUCGGGACAGGGGGAGGAGCAGCCGGGAGCGGGGCAGGGAGGGGAGGAGCAGCAGGGAGCGGGGCAGGGAGGGGAGGAGUACCAGGGAGCGGGGGGGGAAGGGGAGGAGUAG
Molecule: messenger RNA, 870 nt
Organism: Closterium sp. NIES-65
Lineage: Eukaryota; Viridiplantae; Streptophyta; Zygnematophyceae; Desmidiales; Closteriaceae
Source: the annotation of a GenBank genome assembly